Messenger RNA from Saitoella complicata NRRL Y-17804, 792 nucleotides. Its product is annotated as putative porphobilinogen synthase. The record is from RefSeq and is a predicted model, not a curated record. Gene Ontology annotation, biological process: heme biosynthetic process. Bases 1 to 792 code for a protein of 263 amino acids. The transcript is spliced from 4 exons. Gene Ontology annotation, molecular function: zinc ion binding; porphobilinogen synthase activity. Gene Ontology annotation, cellular component: cytosol. Lineage: Eukaryota; Fungi; Ascomycota; Saitoellomycetes; Saitoellales; Saitoellaceae.
AUGUACCCUAUCUUCAUCACCGAUGAUCCUGAUGCAGAGGAUGAGAUCCAAGGACUGUUUACAAGGAUGAAUGAGGGUCUUAACAAGCUUGUGCCUUUCCUUAAGCCAUUGUACAAGAAUGGACUUGCUUCUGUCAUUCCUCUUGCCCCAGAGGCCAAGCACCCAUAUGGCACAUCUGCUAAUGACCCGGUCGGACCUAUCAUGCAGGCCAUCCCUCUUCUCAAGAAACACUUUCCCAACCUUUUCAUUGCUUGCGAUGUCUGCCUGUGUGAAUACACCUAUCACGGUCACUGUGGUAUUUUGCACAAAGAUGGAACAAUCAACAACCCUCCAAGUGUGAAGAGAAUUGCUGAGCAAGGUGCUGACUGUGUCGCCCCCAGUAACAUGAUGGACGGUCGCAUCAAGGCAAUCAAGACUGGUCCAUUCAGGAAUGCGGCUGGCUCCGCUCCUGCCUUUGGUGACCGCAAGCAUUAUCAGCUGCCUCCCGCUGGACGGGGUUUGGCUCGUCGCGCUAUUACCCGGGAUCUUGCUGAGGGUGCGGAUUGUAUCUUGGUCAAGCCUGCAACUGCUUAUCUUGAUAUCAUCCGUGACGCAAAGGUGAUUGCACCUGAUGUGCCUAUUUCUGCUUACCAGGUUUCAGCGGAGUUUGCUAUGAUUCACGCCGCUGCUAAAGCUGGUGUCUUUGACCUGAAGAGGGUUGGCAAGGAGAGUUUAGAUAGCAUCUUGAGAGCCGGAGCAAACAUGAUUUUGACAUAUUUCACACCAGACUUCUUGGACUGGUUGUCAGAGUAG